AAAUUCAAAAUUCCAAUAAAUAAGAAUAUUUUUUCGAUCACUUCAUCCGAUUGUAGUGUACUCCAUGAAUCUUAUCUGGUGCAAGAUAAGGCAGCCAUCAGUAGUAUAAAAGCUUUUCCCAUGCUUUUCGUUUGCUUUACUUUUGGUGCUGUUAAAUAAUGGUAGCCAUGAAGAUUAUUCUUCCGUUUCUUUGUGCAUUGGCAUUAGCCAGUGGUUCUCGAGUUGAGCUGUACAAAAGAAGAUCCGUCAAGGAAAUUGAAUUUGCACCAGAUGGGAGAAUCGUAAACGGUGGUGAGGCCCAACCAGGCCAAUUUCCCUACCAAGCAUUAGUGUUGAGUUAUUUCGACGGCGAUGAAGAAGCCUUAUGUGGAGGAUCCCUCCUGUCCACGAAGUACGUGCUAACUGCAGCUCAUUGUGUGAUGUCAUUAUAUGUAGAAGGUGCCUUCGCCACGCAUGGAACAGUCAUUCUUGGAGUUCAUAAUCGUCAGCUUGAAGAGCCAUCACAGCAAAGUAUCGACUUUGCCUCAAUCAAUGCUCACAAUUGGAACAUUGCAGAGAUGCAAAACGACAUUGCCACUAUUGAGCUUGCCACUCCUGCGGUGUUCAACGACUAUGUUCAACCAAUCGAACUGCCUGCGAUGUCCGACCAAAGAACAUUUUCCGGAAUGCUGGCCACCGUAUCUGGAUUUGGCCGAACCAAUGACAUUCCUGGAUCGCCAGAAUCUGACAUGGUGAGGUAUACGCGCAAUCCUGUGCUGACAAAUGCCAACUGCCGGGCUAUGUUGGAACCAUUUUCGGUUCAACCGCAACACCUGUGCUUGUCCGGUAUCGGAGGACGGAGCCCGUGCCAUGGUGAUUCCGGAGGACCUCUAACUAUUCAGGAGGAUGGACGCAGUGUACAGAUUGGUGUUGUGGCGUUUGUCUUAGGUGGUAUCUGUUCUGUAGGCGUGCCUGUUGGCUUUAUGCGGGUAUCUUAUUUCUUGAACUGGAUUGCGCUAAAUUCGGAUGUUGUUUUGCGUCCAUAAAUUGAAGGAAUGGAAAAAUGAAUUCAUACUAGUGUUAGGUUCAUGAAAGUGUAUAUGUUUUAAAAUUAUACUGCCGUUCUACGCAUAAUUGUCCCAUGCUCAAUAAAGGGCAACUGAGAAAAACGCGAUUGAAUGAGGAGCGGCCGUGGCUGACUGGUUACGGUGUUCGCUUUGUAAGCGAAUGGUCCUGGGUUCGAUUCCCAUCUGCUCCCAACGAGAAAGUAUAGGAAAUAUAAAUCUUGAAACUUUGAACAUGAACGAAAAAUCAAAGUCGCUCGAGUCGGGGUUCGAUCCCCCGUCCUUUGGAUUGGUAAGCAAAAAUGCUAACCACUAGGCCAUCACGACUUGGUAAGCUACGACUGGAAUUAGGAAUACUGUUACUAUCAACUAUAUACGCGCUGGGUCCUUGUCCAUUUGACAAGGGUUCGGAAGUUCUAAAUAACGUUUGAAUCCGAUUGGUGCAAACGUUCUUCAGGGCGGGGCUUGUCGAUAAAGCUGAAGUACCUCGCGCUCGGCUAGCCAGCGUAGAAAUGGGUCACCGAAGCUCGGCAGAGCUAACACCUUCCAAAUGCCUAUGCGAGUUAUUUGCAUGUAUAGAAUGUAGAUCUAAAAAUACACGGAAACAACUCAAUUUGUAAGAAGCGGCCGCGUGGUCCCGUUUGGUUGGUUUCACACACACACACACACUGAGAAAAACGCGAUUGAAAUUUUCGAUCGAUUUUUGUGUUUCUACGCAUAAUUGUUCCGUGGGUCCCUAUUCGCCCUAUAAGUCCCUAAUCACCCCGGUUAACAUUUUAUCACCCUUAUUUGUAAUCCUCUUGCAGGUUAACAUGUAAACAAGAUGAAAUGCUUCGUAAAACUGAUGAUUUUUUAGUAGAAAAUACUUGGUGGGACAAUUAUGCCUAGAAGUUCAACGAUGGGACAAACAGAUUUGUAGUUGUUUUCAAUGAUUUUCCGAACAAAGUACUAGAUUUUAUGUGUUUUUCUGAAAGUAUACGUCGAACUAAAAUUAAAAAUGAUAAAAAGUCAGAAUCGUCCAAAAAUUACAUGGGACAAUUAUGCGUAGAACGGCAGUAUAAUGAUAAUAAAAACAUUGUUAUGUAAGGAACAACAAA
Messenger RNA from Culex pipiens pallens (northern house mosquito), 2140 nucleotides. RefSeq names its product collagenase-like. Gene Ontology annotation, biological process: proteolysis. Gene Ontology annotation, molecular function: serine-type endopeptidase activity. The transcript has a single exon. The record is from RefSeq and is a predicted model, not a curated record. The coding region runs from base 159 to 1025 and encodes 288 amino acids. Lineage: Eukaryota; Metazoa; Arthropoda; Insecta; Diptera; Culicidae.